Molecule: messenger RNA, 1479 nt
Organism: Ascochyta rabiei
Lineage: Eukaryota; Fungi; Ascomycota; Dothideomycetes; Pleosporales; Didymellaceae
Product: Zinc transporter
Exons: 3
Coding region: 1-1479 (492 amino acids)
Biological process (GO): zinc ion transmembrane transport
Cellular component (GO): membrane
Molecular function (GO): zinc ion transmembrane transporter activity
Source: RefSeq, a predicted model, not a curated record
AUGCUCGACAAUGACACGCGAGGAUGGAUAAUGGCAGUGGUCAGCGGCAUUGCAUGCACGUUUGGCGCUUCGAUAAUCUGUGUUGACCUCAUUGUGCGCCUCUUUCCUGGGCACAAAAACUUCAAGAUCGAGGACAGCAAUGCGUUCCUUUCGACUGGACUGAGUCUCUCCUUCGGUGUCAUGAUAUUUUCCUCCUUGUUCAGCAUGUUGCCGUCAUCGAAGAAGUAUCUGAUCACCGGAGGCAUGACCCCGAGAGAUGCGACAUUGACCAUGAUUGGCUUCUUCCUGCUUGGUGCAUUCGGCAUUUCUAUCCUUUCAGACAUCUUGCAUCGCUACAUACCGCACUCCGUCGUCGAUUGCGAUCACGAGCACGGUGACGAGGGCAAAGUCGAGGAUGAAGAGGCAGCGCACUCGCACAAGCCCAUGCAAGAGCAAAACAGUGGAUUGCUGCAGCCCGACGCUGGACACGAGGAGCACUCCUACGGCACUAACAGUGACAACUCCAAGUUGCCCCGUCGACCGUCAUUACACACGGCCAUCUCGACCAAGGUCUCACAACUAGUCACCGGCCAGAAGAAAGCACUCUGCGACGAGGAUGGGCAGUGCUACGGCUACUCAGAUGCAUGCGGGGCAGAAUGCUUCAAGAAUGUACAGCAGCGGCCUCCCCGUCUGUAUGCCUCCAAGUCAAGCCAGCAUCUAAACCCAGCACGCCCCUCCGCAGCCAACAGACACCAGACCACUCAAGGUCCGCACGCCCACGACCGCCAGCUUCUUACUCUCGAGGAUGUCGACGAGACAACACCACUCAUGCCCACGCGCUCCGGACCUGCCAUGAUGGACAGCUCGACCGCCAGCCUGCCUACCACGAACAACACACGCCCGCGCAGCCUCGCGCAAAAACACAGCCAGACGUCGCUCUCAUCCGCAUCCUCAAGCCACUCAGCCCACUCGCACGCCUCCCACGCCCCGCAACACCACCACCACGUCCCCACCAACGCCUUCCUCGCCAUCGGUCUCCAGACCAGCACCGCAAUCGCGCUGCACAAGAUCCCCGAAGGCUUCAUCACCUACGCGACCAACCACGCGAACCCAACCCUCGGCCUCUCCAUCUUCCUCGCGCUCUUCAUCCACAACAUAACCGAAGGCUUCGCGCUCGCCCUCCCCCUCUACCUCGCCAUCAACUCGCGCUGGCGCGCCAUGUUCUGGAGCGCCCUCCUCGGCGGCGUAUCGCAGCCGCUCGGCGCCGGCGUUGCAGCGCUGUGGUUCAAAGUGGCAGGCCGCGGCAAGAGCGACGGCAUGGGCGAGCCCGGCGAGAAAGUUUACGGCUGCAUGUUCGCCGUGACCGCAGGCAUCAUGGCCAUGGUGUCGCUGCAGUUGCUCGGCGAGUCGCUCGACUUGACGCAUAGUCGGAAACUGUGCUUCGUCAGCGCGUUCGCCGGCAUGGGCAUCCUGGGGCUAAGCAGUGCGCUUACAGCGUAG